AGAGAUGCGUUAAACAUAUGUAUUAUUGUGUAUAAUUUCCUCUACGACUUUUUAGUUGAACCAGCAGGACCGGAGCCCAUACUAAGGAUAAGAUAAGAUUUUUACAAAUGUAGACAACAUAUGCAUUAUGGCUUCUUGUUCAUAAUUCAUGUUCUGUUUUUCUUAUGACAUCAUCUUAAAUCACCUUUGAUGUCUUUUAUCAGACCAGCAUUUGGAUCUCAUAGCAACUGAAGCAUUUCCUUUUGCCACUUCCUAAGCGAAACCAAUGGACUGUGUUUCUGAUAAUAGAAAAACACAAGAACAACAAGAAGAUAAAGAACCUAUUAAUCUCAAAAACUACUUAAAUUUCAUUUCGACACUUCGGAAAAGAAAUGGUUGGGAAAUGACUUUUUAUCAGUACAAGGGUUUCUGGUACCCACACGAUUGUGUUCUUCGCAUGUUGUUAGCUGAAGAGAGUUUCAAGCCUCGACCUAAUGACAUCGUCUUGUGUUCUUUCCCUAAAUCAGGUACAACUUGGCUUAAAGCUCUAGCUUUCGCCAUCCUCACUCGCUCCGAUCACUUCACAGGCAUCAAUACAUUUCCACACGACACGGUUCCCUUCAUUGAAAUUGACGGAAUUCCCAGUCCAAGAACUCCACUUGUUGCGACCCACAGUAAUUACUCUUCUUUACCAUCAUCCAUCGCGGAUUCAGGUUGUAAAAUUGUUUACAUAUGUAGGGAUCCAAAGGAUGUGCUUGUAUCUUUCUGGCAUUUUUUUAAAAAAUUUGCAUAUGUUAAUCCUGAAACUUACCCUAGUCUAGAACAAGGGUUUGAGUUAUUCUGCGAAGGAGUUAUUACUGCUGGACCGUAUUGGGAACAUGUUUUAGAGUAUUGGAAAGCGAGUUUAGAAUUUCCGGACAGAGUGUUGUUUUUGGUGUACGAAGAAAUGAAGAAGGAUAUUGUUUCUGUUGUUAAAAAGCUGGCUGAGUUUAUGGGCUACCCUUUUAGCAUGGAGGAAGAGGGACAGGAUUUGGUGCAAAAGAUUGUAGAUUCUUGUAGUUUUGAAGGUUUGAGUAAUUUGGAUAUCACUAAAAAUGGAGUGCAAUGGUCAAAUUAUGAGUUUGCUGUUCCUAAAAGUUUCUUCUUCAGAAAAGGUGAAGUUGGGGAUUGGAAGAAUCAUCUUACACAAGAGAUGGCGGACCGUUUGGAUCAAAGAACUCGCGAUAAACUAAGUGCCGCUGGUUUCAAUUUUUUCGCGCAUCAGUAAUCCCUCUGCUUCAAUCCUAGCGUGGAAUAAUUUCACUUAUUAUAAGAUUGUGUUCGGAGACAUAUCUGGUGCAUUCUUCCUCUCAAGUGUUCAAUAAUAAAAUGAAAACUGAUGGAUGGAAGGGUUUGUUCAGAUGAAAUUUGGUUAAUGUGAUUCGGGUUCGCCUAGCAGGGCCAUAGAGAUAAUACAGUUCCUGAGUAUUAGUUUUAAAAUAACUGUGAUUCAGAUGAAAAGUAUUUAGCUUUAAGAAGUAUUGUUGGUAAAUUACAUAUUUAGUGGGAAGAUUUUGCAUGUUCUGUUUCAUUAAUGUCAUCCUUUGUUUGUUUCAGUUUAGCUGUUUGUUUUCUUCAUAAUUUUACCGAAGACAAAGAAGUAAGUCAACAAUAGAUAUGA
Molecule: messenger RNA, 1639 nt
Organism: Mercurialis annua (annual mercury)
Lineage: Eukaryota; Viridiplantae; Streptophyta; Magnoliopsida; Malpighiales; Euphorbiaceae
Product: flavonol 3-sulfotransferase-like
Exons: 1
Coding region: 266-1246 (326 amino acids)
Biological process (GO): sulfation
Cellular component (GO): cytoplasm
Molecular function (GO): sulfotransferase activity
Source: RefSeq, a predicted model, not a curated record